CUGUCAAGGUGACACUCGCGUGCACGCACAGCCGGGAUGCAUACUGUUACCAGAGAGUUGAGUCGCUGCCUUGCCUUGAACCGUGCACAAUUAGAAUGAACUGUGGCCACACAUGUGAGAAGAAAUGCCACAAGUUUGAUGACCCGCAGCAUAAGAUGCACAAGUGCUUGAAGACCUGUGGCCAGAAAAGGGCAGGCUGCUCUAAAAGUCACAUGUGUAGGAAAAUGUGUCAUGAAAUUUGUGAAGAGUGCGAUGUCUUGGAAGAGAAGGAGUUGGCCUGCGGACACAAAAUGAGGAUGAGGUGCAAGGAUGACCCUGCAGUGAAACAAUGUAAACAGCGGUGCUCCCGCCGGCUAGCCAAUUGUCCCCACGAAUGCAAGAAGUUGUGCUUUGAAACCUGUGGUCCGUGCACAGUAAGG
Frankliniella occidentalis (western flower thrips) is the source of this 419-nucleotide messenger RNA. RefSeq names its product NFX1-type zinc finger-containing protein 1-like. The record is from RefSeq and is a predicted model, not a curated record. The annotation marks the transcript as partial. NCBI's taxonomy places the organism in Eukaryota, Metazoa, Arthropoda, Insecta, Thysanoptera, Thripidae. The transcript has 2 exons.